Messenger RNA from Oppia nitens, 1648 nucleotides. Its product is annotated as autophagy-related protein 13 homolog. Gene Ontology annotation, cellular component: cytosol; Atg1/ULK1 kinase complex; extrinsic component of membrane. NCBI's taxonomy places the organism in Eukaryota, Metazoa, Arthropoda, Arachnida, Sarcoptiformes, Oppiidae. The transcript is spliced from 2 exons. The record is from RefSeq and is a predicted model, not a curated record. The coding region runs from base 177 to 1493 and encodes 438 amino acids. Gene Ontology annotation, biological process: mitophagy; piecemeal microautophagy of the nucleus; protein localization to phagophore assembly site.
AUGUGUAAAAAGUCAUGUAUUGUAUUGAAUAUAAAUAAUUUGAUUGUUUUGUUGUUUUGUUUUUUAUUUUAUUUGCUAUCAAUUGAUUGAUUAAUCAAUUAAUUAAUUAAAUAACAUUUGAUUGUUUAACUGAUUAUAUCAAGUGAUCGACGGAUGUGUUGUUAUUAUUGUCGACAAUGUCUGUAAAAGACUUGGAAAAGUUUGUCCGUCACUUUGUCUUGAAGUGUGUCCAAGUGAUAGUUCAGUCCCGACUUGGAUCCAAUCGCAUCAAAACCGACUCAAACAAGAGAGGCAACGAUUGGUUCAAUUUAGCCAUCAAUGAUAUCAAAGAUAUUAACGAACAGUCGAAGAAGUGUUUGGAGGCCGUCGGAGGUCUCGAAGUGACGCAACAACAACACGAACCGCUAAAUCAGUCGCUGGUUGUCAUUAAAACUGAUUGGAAGAUAUGCUGCGAAAUAUCGAUGAAGACCACUGAAGGCCAGACAAUGACACUCGAGUACUGGUUUGUGGCCAACGAGGCCUACGAGUCGAACAAUGCGACUAAUCUUAAUAAUAAUAACAAUCAGUCGCCGCCAUCGCCAUCAAUGAUGGCCAAUUCACCCACUCUUAUCAUUUACAACAUCUACAAUAAGAUGAGUCUAAUGUUAAAGUCGUUAAUAUCAGUGACCAGAGCGACGCCCGCAUACAAACUUAGCCAAAAGGGUCAGAGCGCCGACUCCUAUGUCAUCUGUUAUCGGGUCUACAAUUGUGACCCAGAUUUCAAUAUCUUAGAGUCCAUGACUAACGAUGAGUUACAACACUAUUCAUCACUGAAACCGUUGGGUUCAAUCAAAAGUGCUUUCAAUGAACUCUCUGUUUCGUUCAUCUAUCGUACAGAUCUGUCGUUUGAUCCAAAAAUAUCCAAUGAAAAUAUUACACCAAACAUAGCAACUGUUCCCAAAAGUCCACAAUUACUUCCCGUUAAGAACGACCACUUCCAGAAAGAAGAGAAACUUAAAACACAUGAAGUGAAAGAUCAGACAAAACCAUUGACGCCAGCGUUCGCUUCCGACACACAGACUGAAAUACUUCCAUCGAUAUUACCUGAGCUAGACUUUGGCAAUCUUUUAUCAUAUGAGAUGCCAAACGAUUCACUCGACAGCAGCCCAAAGAAAAUGUCAUCUAUUGAUAAGUUGUCGCCAAAAAAAUCGGAACCAAUAGUGAUUCCAAAACGAUUAAUCGAUACCAGCGUUAAUACCUGUUCGCCCAACUAUUGUUCAUCGGGUGAUUCAUUUGUUUUUGUCGACUUUAAGCCGCCAUUUGCUCCCAAAGACGACGAAACUCUACCACCAUCCAUACUGUUAGAGCCGCCGCCGCAGAUCACCACAAGUAUUGAUUCGUUAGCUGAUCUCUCAUUACAAUUGGCCGAAAUCGAGUCUAAUGUACAAGAUUUUGAUAAUUUUAUACAAUCUGUUUGUUCGACUGAUAACGACGAUCAGCUCAAAGAUGGUUGAAUGACAUCAAACAAACAAAAUAUUUUAUCAUUUCAUUUAUAAGAUGCUUAUCAGUCAUUUUAAUGCAUAGUUUAUUAUUAUUAUAAGUAAAUCAUUUACUUUUAUUGAUUUUUCAAACAUUGAAGACCAAGAUAAUUAAAGUAAUUAUUAUAAAU